Molecule: messenger RNA, 1340 nt
Organism: Gadus morhua (Atlantic cod)
Lineage: Eukaryota; Metazoa; Chordata; Actinopteri; Gadiformes; Gadidae
Product: phospholipase A and acyltransferase 4
Exons: 5
Coding region: 141-656 (171 amino acids)
Biological process (GO): N-acylphosphatidylethanolamine metabolic process
Cellular component (GO): cytoplasm
Molecular function (GO): glycerophospholipid phospholipase A1 activity; A2-type glycerophospholipase activity
Source: RefSeq, a predicted model, not a curated record
CGCGUGUGCGUCUCUGCCUGACGUCAGACUCAGCACCGUACCACAACAUCAGACAUCAAGCAGCCGACGCGGCCGAGGCUUUUCUCAACAUUAGAAAGCCUUUACCCUCGAGGAACGAAAUUGAAACCUUUUCCCUCAUCAUGGCCCCGACCCUGUAUGACGUGAAGCCAGAGCCAGGAGACCUGAUCGAGAUCUUCCGUGGCUCCUACCAGCACUGGGCUGUUUACAUUGGCGAUGGAUUUGUUGUUCAUUUGGCACCGCCUUCGGAGGUUCCGGGCGCUGGAGCCAACAGCAUGAUGUCAGUCUUCUGCGAGAACGCCCUGGUGAAGCGGGCUGAGCUUUGGGAUGUGGUGGGGACCGACAACUGGCAGAUCAACAACACCCUGGACGACCAGUAUGAGCCUCGGGCGGCCUACCUGGUGGUGCAGGAGGCCCUUGAGUCGGUCGGCAACAAGCUGCCCUACUGUGUCUUCCAGAUGAACUGCGAGCACUUUGCUACCGAGCUGCGCUACGGCAAGGCCCAGUCUCGACAGGUGCGCAGGGCAGGCGAGGUUGUCAUCGCAGCGGGUGUGGGCACAGUGGUGGUCCUGGGUCUCGUGGCUCUGGCCGGGGCCAUCUUUGGAGGCGGGCGCAAAGAAAAUAAGGACACGCAGUGAUUGACAUCUGUUGAUCUGGAGGAGCUUGAUUACUACCAGCAGAACAUGAUUUACACAUUGAUUUUUUUCGAAUUCAGUGGGUGGAUUGUAAAGAAAAAAAAGAUUUUUUUAAUAAUGAAGGAUUUGUGCUUUCUGGCAUUAAGGUGCAAUAAUUUUCCAACUUUUAACUCUUAAUGUACGUUCACGACAAAAGCUGUAAAAGAUGCAAAAUCGCAGAAUAGCUCAAAACGCAACGCUGUCAAAAAUAUUUACAGCUCAUAUCGCUCUGGCGCGUAGGCCUAUAUUUACUCAGACCCACGCCGGCGAGAGACCUCUAGAUUCCGAUUGGCUGGCGGUCGUUACAGCCGAAAUGCUACUAGCUCAUUUGCAUAGAGUUGUGCUGUUUUCAACUCUCAUUUACAGCUUUACAGCUUUAAACCUAUCGCUCCUAUGGCUUUAGCGCUCAUGUCUAAUAGAAAGUGAAUGGGCGCUUAUCGCUAAAAUCGCUUUACAGCUUUUGGUGUUAUUGUACAGUUAGUACACUAGCAGCACAACUAAGAAGGUGUUUCCAUUCUGCAUUUUGCAGAAGCCUGUGGAUCUCUGCCAAUAAUGAGGAUGCAUUAUCUUUAAUACAUGAGUAAGAUGGAUUUUUAACAGUUAACCUAAUGAAGGACUUUCAUUUGAGUGUUAUUAUUGUUAAUUUAA